UCAUUUUUAUAUUCUUGGGAGUGCAUACGGUAUAAAUUUGUAAUUUCAAAAACAGAAUUGUUUUUCUCCUACUUUGUUCAAUAACCUUUGCUUUGAUGAAUAGUAAGUUUUUGUAUGCUUCUUUGUUUUUUUCUUUAUUUUGGGCCAGGAAAAUUAUGUGCAGGAAAUUCACCUUCAUUAAAAUCUCGUGGUCCUCUAAUGAUGUUGAUUUUCACAUACAAUGUCAGUUUGGCAUUGGAAGAAUUUUCUUUGAGAUAUUCUUUUCAUAUUCCUGAUUCCGUGAAAGGAAAAAUUAAAGUUAAUGAUCAAGGAUGUCCAGUAUUGGAUUUGAUCUCAGUUAGUUCUACUGAGAUCACAUCUCCCAAUUAUCCUCACAUUUAUCCCAACAUGCUGAACUGCACUUGGGUUUUUUAUUCCGCAUCAGGAAAUAAAAUGAAGGCAGUGAUUAAAGACUUUACAACAGAAGAAUCUUGGAACUGUGAGUGGGAUUAUGUCAGUAUUUAUGAUGGACCAGAUCAGCAAUCAAGAUUACUUGCACAUCUAUGUGGCUCCAAGAAAGAAUUUGUCUUAAUAUCCAGUGGUGCUUACCUGACUAUCAAUUUUAAGACUGAUCAGUCCGUGGGAGAAAGAGGUUUUAAACUCAUUUUGGAAGACACAGUUCAGAAGCAUUCACAAAAAAGUAAUAUGGGGACUCAAUUGCCUAUUAAUGAGGUAACAGUAGAAACCAGUCGUGGAAAACAGCCAACCCCAGACACCUGUGGAAUUCCUGGUGUUGACCCAUUUCUAAUGGAAGGGUCUAAGAGAAACACAAAUGUGCCGCCGACUAGGCUGGGGGAGCCCAGGGUGGUUGGUGGCCGUGCAGCACCUGCAAAGUCGUGGCCCUGGCUGGUCAGUCUGCAGCACCAAGGACAACAUUUCUGCGGAGGUGCUCUGAUCGCCAAGCAGUGGGUCCUGACCGCAGCGCACUGUAACUUUAGUACCAUCACAGAUGGCCUAGUAAUAGGAAGAAGUUCCCUGUCAAACAUAGGAAACGGUGAUUUGCUACCAGUAAAAGCCGUAUACACUCACCCUGGCUUCACCCAGUUCCCUCCUACUGAUGAUCUGUCUUUGCUGCGUCUGGAGAACCCUGUUGAACUAGGAGAGUUUGUAUCUCUAAUCUGUUUGCCAGGAAAAUAUGAUAAAAUAAAUUUACUUUCCAAAUGUAUGACUGCUGGAUGGGGAAUAACUGAACCAUAUCAAGACAAAUUUUCUGAAACAAUGCAGCAGGCAGCUGUACCACUGAUCAGUAGUACAUCUUGUCGAAGUUACUGGGGACUGGAUAUUAAAAACACCAAUAUAUGUGGAGGGGCUGCAGGAUCAUCCUCAUGCAUGGGAGAUUCGGGAGGCCCUCUGCAGUGUGUGCAGGACGGACAAUACAAGCUCAUCGGUAUCGUGAGCUGGGGCAGCAGUAACUGCCAGCCCACUGCACCAACAGUCUUUGCCAGAAUUUCUGCCUACAGGGAUUGGAUCACAUCUGUCACUGGAGGAGAAGUGUGAUCACUAAAGAGUAGCAUGGUGGAACUCUGUUCAUAAAUGGGAAAGGAAGUACCUAACAGCAUCUCUGAAAAAUAAGUCUCUGGUCAGUGUUAAAAGACCCAGUGACCCUUCCUCCAACCCUUGUCACAGAGGAGCUUGGAUUUGGUGUGUACAUGCGUUUAAUAUUAAACAUUGAACACAGAAAGAUAAUGUUGAUUCAUGCCUCCUGGGAAUUUAUAAUCUGAAAUGUCAUUAAAUUCGUAUUUAGUA
Molecule: messenger RNA, 1785 nt
Organism: Leopardus geoffroyi (Geoffroy's cat)
Lineage: Eukaryota; Metazoa; Chordata; Mammalia; Carnivora; Felidae
Product: chymotrypsinogen B-like
Exons: 9
Coding region: 115-1536 (473 amino acids)
Biological process (GO): proteolysis
Molecular function (GO): serine-type endopeptidase activity
Source: RefSeq, a predicted model, not a curated record